Messenger RNA from Actinia tenebrosa (Australian red waratah sea anemone), 3976 nucleotides. RefSeq lists its product as uncharacterized. The record is from RefSeq and is a predicted model, not a curated record. Gene Ontology annotation, biological process: protein polyubiquitination; ubiquitin-dependent protein catabolic process. Gene Ontology annotation, molecular function: protein binding; ubiquitin protein ligase activity. Lineage: Eukaryota; Metazoa; Cnidaria; Anthozoa; Actiniaria; Actiniidae.
ACCAACAUGGACAACGCAGACUUGGAGAAGUUGACUAUUUCCCCAGGAAAAUUAUGCCCUGUUUUCAAUCCAAAUACCAUCGAUUAUUCUGUUACCUUAGAGAGCGAUGUAAAGCAACUCAAAAUUGAUCCACUGACAAGUGAUUGUGGAGCUUCCUACAGGAUAUUGGGAGGUGCUGGUAAGAUUUUAGAUCUUCCAGAAGGAGAAACCACUUCAAUUAAGAUCGAGGUAACUGCCGAAGAUGGAACUACAAUCAAGAACUAUAUCAUAAGCGCUACCAGAUUGUCAGCUAAGGAAGCUUUGCUCAGCUACCUGAAAUGUUCAGUGGGGGAACUCAGUCCAGCAUUUGCAGCUAACAUUCAAACCUAUACUACAGCUGUUCCAUUAUCAGUGUCGUUUAUUCAGAUAACAGCAACUGCAGCAGACCAGAAAACGGCUUUGAAACUAAACGGAGGAGAGGAUUUCAAUGCACCAAUCCAGCUCAACUUUGGCGAAACGAAAGUAGAAAUCGAAGUGACAUCUCCAGAUAAAAGUACCUGCAAACUUUACACUGUAAAAGUUUGCAAACAACAUUUAUUAAGACCUGCACACUUUGUGAACAAAGGCGACAUCAAGAAAGCAGAGUGCCCAAUUUGCCUUGGUAUACCACAUAGACCAAAGUCUAUUAAAGGAAGCCUUUCUGGGCGUGUGUACUGUAAAUCUUGCAUUGAUGAGACCACGCGAACCUCAAAACAAGACCCACUGGAUGAUACGCCUUUGAUGGGAGAGUGGAGGCUUGAUGAGUUUGAGCUGGAUAAAGAGUUGUCAACUUCACCAGCCUAUUGUGUGUUUAAACACUGGGGCUGCUCUGAAAAACCAACGUUAUUCGAUUUGGGCAACCACAUGGACUGUUGUGAAUACAGACCAGUCAUAGUUGACAAAUCAUCAGAGUUAGUUAAAGCUAAGGUUUUGCAAACCACGUCCAAGGACUGUACAAUGGCCUGCUCAGAUUGUACUCGGCCUGUGCGCACAAAUGAAAUAGAAUUACRCAAGAUGUACAUGUGCACAAGCAAACAAUUUAAUAUUGUUUCAUUGCAUAAAGUGGAAGUUAGAGGAUGGGAGAAAAAGUUAAUACAAGAAACCAGUGAAAAGUCUGCUGAAAAGUUGAUGCUUACAGCAAAAGGAAUCGAAAAAGAUUAUUUGAAAGCCCUUCCCAAGCAUGGAUGUGCUGGACAGUUUUAUGGUGAGGUUCAUCCUCUUCAACUUCUAAAUUCAGCAGCAGAGUGGUAUGCUACAGCUAUCAAACUCACACCCAAAGAUGCAAAAGUUCAUUUUUGUCUUGCUCAAGUAUAUGAGGAAAUGUAUUAUUGUCAGGAUUUAUAUGGACUAAAGCCUCCGAAAACCUCAGAACCUGAAUUAGACUUCAAUUUAAAGUCAAAAGAAAGUUCCAAAGAAGAUGACAUUCAAGCUCUUUGUGAGUCACGUGGUGUUGGUCGAAAUGCUCCUUUGAGUUUACAGCUUAAGGCUUUAGAUGACGAAUACCACUACCUUGUGGAACAAGGAAGAUCUGUUAAGGCUGAAUAUGUACAGGAACUAUAUGUAUUCAAAUCAAAACAGACAUUAAAGGAUUGCAAGACUGCUGAAAUAGUUGUUAAUGAAGAAGAGCCAUUAGGUAAAGCCUAUCUGAAGUAUAUGGAUGCAUUAGCAUGCAAUGUGGAUAAUCACCUAUACAGCCUGCAUGUUGGUAGGAUGCUUGUACUUCAAGGUAAACAUGAUGAGGCUGUACCUAGAUUGCAGACUUCAGUAGGACUUAAGCCAACAAAUAUUGAGUCAAGAUUUUAUCUAGGUCUCGCUUUAGUCCAGCAAACAGAAGGAGCUGGUACACGAAAAGAUGAAGCAAUUGGAUACAUAUCAGAGGGUUUGGAAUAUAUGUUGAGUUAUGUUCCAGGGGAAGAAAAUCAUGAAUUUGGAGCAACCAAACCAAUAAAAGUACCUAAUAUUCAUUGUCUUCAAGCAUUUUUGAUACUGGCAGAUCAAGUGAAAGGUAAUCCUACAUUGCCUGUUGGGGUAAUGUCUUCAGGCGAUGCAUACCACUGUGCUGCAAUAGUUUGUACACGAGUUAUGCACUCUCUUGUUGCUAGAGGUCACACAUAUUAUGCAGUAGAAUGGAUUCUGUUUCAAGCUCAUUCCUCACUUCUACAGUUGGCUCUCGAGGCAGACAAUAAUAACAAACCAAUUGACCAAAAUUUGGUUACAAGUCGAUGUGACAAUCUCUCAGCACUUAUUAAAAACUCUAGUAUUCCACCUGAGAAACAAGUUUUGGAGCUACAAGAAAAGACGUGUCAGCAAGCAGUAUUGCUACAGCCGUCAAACAGCAGAUCAAUCUACCUUCUAGGAGAUGCGCAGUUACGCUGCUAUGACAACGAUCCAACAAACAGCAAAGACCGUUUACUUGAGUGCGAGGAUACCUAUCGUGUUAGCUUAGAAUUAGAAGGUAAACCUUCAGGAGGAAAGUCAUUACCUGAGAAAAUAUGCCAACAAAACUGGUACAAAGAGCGACAAGCUAAGUCUCAGUCAGAAGAAAAAGCAAAGAGUACAUCCACUACACAGAAACCUGCCACAUCUUCAAAGAUAAGUGGUGUGAUAGGAAAAGGAGCUGCUCCAGCGAGAGGUGGUGUGUCUGCCAGGGGACGCGGAACUACAAGUAAUGUUGGACGUGUGGGUAAUACUCCAAGUACCAGAGGAGGAGUGUCAGCUAAACCACCAGUUGCAAGAGGUAGGGCAUCACCAACAAAGGGAACUUCUACGCAGUCGAGGAGUGGAGUUGCGGUUGCCAAACAGACAACUUCUGCAGCCAAGUCUUCAGCAUCGCCAACCAAACCGCCGUCAUCUCACAAAAGUGGCUCGUGUGCGGCAACGAAGUCACAUUCGCAAAUUGAAAAAACGCCAGAGAAACAAGACGUUAUUUCUAGCAAAUCAAAAGGUGAGGCAGACAAGCCUGUGGGACCAAUCAACAAGCCUGCUUAUCAAUCCCGUCUAGGACUUGCGAGAGUCCUAGUACGCAAAGAUGCAGACAAGGAUGAGAUCCGUAAGCUUUAUGAGGAAGUCAUUUCCUUGGCGCCAGACUUCCAUGACGCGUACAUUGAGCUGGCUGAUUCCCUUAUCAAUUCAGAUCCUAUGAAGGCUGUUGAUGUUUAUUCAAAGUAUCCUUUUAAAGAAAAUCAGAGCUUUGACGAUGCCUACAUUCACGGGGAAAUCGUACGAAUCAUUAUGAAAUACGAGAAGUAUGAUGACCCCAGGCUUGGACCAAGUUUGAUUUCUUUGGGAAAAACUAUGGGACUAACUGUUAUCGAGAAGUACGUUGAGGCACUAGAUAAGACCUUCAAAUACAGUAAGCUUUUAUGUCAAGUAUAUGCUGGGGUACAUGGGAAAGAUGUUGACGAUCCUGACCUUCAUCAGUUUUUUAAAUUCAAGUGUUGGAUUUAAGGCUGAGUGAAUGAACCUCACUUUCUGUAUGGCCCGAACUAAGAGGCUAACACUUUUUUUAGAGGAUUGCAAAGUGUUGCCUUGAUGAUAGGGCUAAUUCUGUUAGGUUACUCAUUGCCUCCAUUUAUCCGAAAAGUAUGAUCAAGAGCCAUAUCUGAAAUAUUUUUGGUAUUGAAUAACCAUUUGUAAAACUAGUUUGUAUUGAUUCACUUCGCAAGUGUUUUAUUUCAGGCCAGUUGUACCUUUGGGUAGUAAGAAUGGUUAAAAAGACGUCAUAUACUGUUAUUGGUGUGAUUUUGGAUAUCGUCUUUUUCCUUGUUUUAACAUUCUGGUCAUGAAUAGCUUUAAGUAAGAAAUAAAACAGUGAAUAGUGUGGUCAUCAGUCGGCCUCGUCGCUUUAUUAAUAAGCUUCUCUUUGUUAUCAUAUAUUAUUAUCAUAUUAUUUACAACUUAUAUUGCUAAUGGUAUCCGAGUACAUGUUCGUGAGAAUAAAUAGAUUGUUGUAAAACGA